CAGAACGAGACAUUUUCUUGUAGUGCCCCAUGUGGCAGUAUUUAGCUAACACUUUUGGAUACUUGCACGACGACGCCAUGUACGCUGAUGACUCAGACUACGAUGAGGUGGAAGGUGCUGGUGCGUCACGGGGCAGUGAUGACGUCAAGAUCAACAUAGGAGAGCACCUGAGUGUGGGCGAGCACGCCUUCAGUAACAUGGAGGACGACAUAGACAGGCAGCGCCUGCUAGGGGCGGCGCCCUUUGAUGCUUCGUCUGCUGCCAUCACCACCAACCUACAGAAGCAGCAGCGGUUCGAGCGCUUGCUACGCCGCAGCAAGACGGAGGACCUGCGAGAAAUAUCAGGCAUCGGCUGCCUCUACCACUGCGGCCACGACAAGCUCGGCCGUCCCGUCAUCGUCUUCAUCGGAAAAUGGUUUAAGUACAACGAAAUCAACCUCGAGAAGGCUGUGCUGUACCUGCUACGUGUACUGGAGCCCGUAGCGCACUCAGACUACGUCAUCAUUUACUUCCACACGCUCACCUCUCCUGAGAACCAUCCUGCUCUCACAUGGAUCAGACAAGUCUACGAUGUGCUGCUAUAUAAGCACAAGAAGCACCUGAAGGCGUUCUACAUCGUGCACCCCACCCUCUGGACCAAGAUCAUGACGUGGUGGUUCACCACCUUCAUGGCGCCUCAGAUCAAGCACAAGGUGUUCUCCGUGACCGGCGUCGAAUAUCUCUACGACACCAUCAGCUAG
This is a messenger RNA of Hyalella azteca, 740 nucleotides long. RefSeq names its product protein GDAP2 homolog. The transcript has 6 exons. The record is from RefSeq and is a predicted model, not a curated record. Lineage: Eukaryota; Metazoa; Arthropoda; Malacostraca; Amphipoda; Hyalellidae. Bases 30 to 740 code for a protein of 236 amino acids.